CACGAAGCGGAAGUCCAGUCGCUGUCAAACGCAACUGUCUUUCGUUCUUUUUCCGGCAUCUUUACCAGUGUCGAGCACACAUCGAAUUUUGCUGCGAGCUAAACAAUGUCGAAGAGAGGACGUGGAGGUUCCGCGGGAGGCAAAUUCCGCAUCUCGCUUGGUCUGCCCGUUGGCGCCGUCAUCAAUUGUGCCGAUAACACCGGUGCCAAGAACCUGUACGUGAUCGCCGUCCAUGGAAUCCGUGGUCGCCUGAACCGAUUGCCCGCCGCCGGUGUUGGUGACAUGUUCGUCGCCACCGUCAAGAAAGGUAAACCGGAACUGCGUAAGAAGGUCAUGCCAGCGGUCGUCAUCCGGCAGCGAAAACCCUUCCGCAGGCGGGAUGGCGUUUUCCUCUACUUUGAGGACAAUGCGGGCGUCAUAGUGAACAACAAGGGCGAAAUGAAGGGUUCGGCCAUCACCGGCCCAGUGGCGAAGGAAUGUGCUGACCUGUGGCCCCGUAUCGCGUCCAAUGCUGGAUCGAUAGCUUAAGAGACGGAUUGGAUUGGAUAUGAUACCGUUGUUUUUGGAGUAAGAUUCCAUAAAUUUAACCAAGCAGGAACAACAUUGAAGAGGAAUAAAACAUGAUGGAAACGACAGUGAGAAAAGGA
This is a messenger RNA of Aedes albopictus (Asian tiger mosquito), 647 nucleotides long. It is a transcript of the gene RpL23, whose product is annotated as large ribosomal subunit protein uL14. The record is from RefSeq and is a predicted model, not a curated record. Gene Ontology annotation, cellular component: ribosome; cytosolic large ribosomal subunit. The transcript has 3 exons. Gene Ontology annotation, biological process: translation. NCBI's taxonomy places the organism in Eukaryota, Metazoa, Arthropoda, Insecta, Diptera, Culicidae. Gene Ontology annotation, molecular function: large ribosomal subunit rRNA binding; structural constituent of ribosome. The coding region runs from base 106 to 528 and encodes 140 amino acids.